This is a messenger RNA of Prunus avium (sweet cherry), 1465 nucleotides long. Its product is annotated as exopolygalacturonase-like. Gene Ontology annotation, molecular function: polygalacturonase activity. Gene Ontology annotation, biological process: carbohydrate metabolic process. NCBI's taxonomy places the organism in Eukaryota, Viridiplantae, Streptophyta, Magnoliopsida, Rosales, Rosaceae. The record is from RefSeq and is a predicted model, not a curated record.
UUUAGAAGCUCAAAGUUGUUAUACAAAAGAAGCCUCACAUGGGUUCAAAAUUUAUUCUUGGAACUACAUUCUUUUUGUUCUUGAUAUCAUUUUCCAUAAAAGCCAGAGCUGCAGAUUUUGAUAUCAAGAAGUAUGGAGCCAAGGCUGAUGGUAAGACAGAUGAUAGCCAGGCUAUUAAUAGUGCUUGGAAAGAAGCAUGCGCAUCCACAACUCCGAGCACGGUUGUGAUAGCAAAAGGAAACUACAUGGCUGGUCCGGUGAAGUUUCAAGGGCCCUGCAAAGCACCGGUUAGCGUUCGGGUUGAAGGAAUCUUGCAGGCUCCAGCAGAGCCAGAAAAGCUCAAGUCACAAGAUGGUUGGGUUGUUUUCCGAAAUAUUGAUGGGUUAACAGUCUCAGGAGGUGGCACUUUUGAUGGCCAAGGAUCAAUAGCUUGGUCCAAAAAUGAUUGUGCCAAAACUGGAAAAUGCAACUCACUGCCUAUAAACAUAAGAUUCAUAGGGCUCACCAAUUCACACAUUCAAGACAUAACAUCUUUAAAUAGCAAGCUGUUCCACAUAAACGUCUUGAAUUGCAAAAAUGUGACACUUCAACAUGUGAUCAUGACCGCCCCUGGUAAAAGCCUAAACACAGAUGGAAUCCACAUUGGCCGGUCAUCGAACAUCAACAUCACCGGCGCAGAGAUCAAAACCGGCGACGAUUGCGUCUCUCUUGGCGAUGGAAGCCAGCAAAUAAACAUUGAAAAGGUGAAGUGCGGGCCGGGCCACGGCAUCAGCAUUGGGAGCCUAGGCAGGUACCAUGAUGAACAACCUGUCACAGGAGUCACAGUGAGAAACUGCACCAUAUCAAACACUUCAAAUGGCGUGAGGGUCAAGACAUGGCCUGCUUCUCCAAAUGGUAUGGCCUCAUAUUUGCACUUUGAGGACAUAAUUAUGGAAAAUGUGAAGACCUCCCCUAUUCUUAUAGACCAAGAAUACUGUCCAAAUGGCCAAUGCCAAGCGAAAAUCCCGUCGAAAGUUAAGAUAAGCAAUGUGAGCUUUAAGAACAUUAGGGGGACUUCUGCUGAUCCUGUUGUUGUGAAGCUUGCUUGCAGCAAAGGCAUUCCAUGCCAGAAUGUGCAAAUAAGUGACAUCCAUUUGACAUACAAUGGGAAAAAUGGUGUUGCCACAUCUGUAUGUACUAACGUCAAGCCCACUAUGACUGGCCAAAUUUUUCCUCCUGCUUGUGCAAAGACUGCAGCUUUAAGGUGAUUUAAUUGCAUCUUAAAGAGAUGAUUAAAAGAAAUUAGUAGGAAAUUAGAUGAAAAUAAUCUGCAGGGCGCCCCUUCCAUGCUUAAUUGGAAUGGUGGGUGGUGGACUACACAUAUGCAAUAGUAUAGAUGUUAUCUUUUGUAUACAUGUAUUAUGGAUUUAGAUUAAUGUACUAUUGUUAUUCAUGGGAAAGAAAUAGUAAAGGCUGUUGAGCCCAA